Molecule: messenger RNA, 1122 nt
Organism: Plasmodium cynomolgi strain B
Lineage: Eukaryota; Apicomplexa; Aconoidasida; Haemosporida; Plasmodiidae
Product: cytidine and deoxycytidylate deaminase-like protein
Exons: 1
Cellular component (GO): cytoplasm; nucleus
Molecular function (GO): tRNA-specific adenosine-34 deaminase activity
Source: RefSeq, a predicted model, not a curated record
AUGUACUCCCAAAUCAUUGACAUAGUACAAGUGUACCCCGACUCGUACACGCAAGCGAUCGAAUUAAUCCCCAUGUACUGUCUUGAAACAACGAAAGACACCACAAAGGAAUGCUUAAAUGUGAUGCGAGAUUUUGUCAAUAGCCAACUUGGUAACAAUUAUAAUCAUUUAAAAAGGUGUCGAAAAUUAAACGAGGAAAAUAUCCAAAUACUUGUGGGUUUCUGUGCCCAACUGCCAGACGAUUUACUUAGCAAAGUUGUGCAAAUAAAUGGAGGCAAAUCAAUUCCCAUAAAAAUGGUGCAUGUAUCCAAGCACCCCCCCAUGACGAGAAAGCAGUACGCAGAGUGGUCUGUGCAUUGGCCACUCUAUUAUAGAAAACCAGCAAAUGAGUUAACAACGUUAGCAAAAGAAGAAAUAAAAAAAUUCAUACACUUUGUAAAAAUUGCAAUUCGAGUUGGGAAAAUUUUUGGCACAUGCCAAGGUGGGUGCGUUUUAACGCACAAUCAUAAAAUUAUUGCCUGUUCAGGUGAUAAUAUAAAAAAUCACCCACUGCAGCAUGCAGUGAUGUUGGCCAUUGAGCAGGCUUCUUUCAAAUUACGCCACCUGUGGAAAAUCAAAAAGGAAGUGCACAUGGGAACAAACAAUUAUAACAGUAACACUACGGAUUGCAUCACUAAUCACGUGCAGAAUGCGCACACCUCGGAAUGCGAAGCGGUGGAUGAGGAUGAAGUAGUCGAUGGUGGAGCCGCUGAUAGAGUCGAUGGUGGAGCCGCUGAUAGAGUCGAUGAUGCAGCCGCUGAUAGAGCCGCUGAUAGAGCCGCUGAUGGAACCGCUGAUAGAGCCGCUGAUGGAACCGCUGAUGGAACCGCUGAUGGGGCAGAUCUCACGCGGUUAUCCACGCUCAACCCUGUUGAGGACGACCAGUACCUAUGCACCAAUUAUUACGCCUACCUAAGCCACGAACCCUGCUUUAUGUGUGCAAUGGCGAUGGUGCACUCUCGCAUUAAAUGUGUCAUCUUUGAUGAAUUGAACCGAGACAAUGGAGCCUUGUUCAGUCGGGCAAAGCUGCACUGUGUAAAGAACCUCAAUCACCAUUUUAAGGUUUACAAAACGGUGCGCCAC